AUGACCAAGCUACCCUUGCCCACGCAUUACGAGCCUCCCAAAACUUCUCAAAGCCGCGGUCAGUUCCGCGGCCCCACCCCCAAGUCGUCAUUCCCUUGCUACUCCCUGCUGCACAGGGACACAGACGAUGCGCAGCCGACGACCGAAGUAGACCCGCACCUUUGGAUCGUCAACCUCGACUCGGUUCUCUCACCCCUUGCACUCCUGCUCACCCUCGCAGUCACCCUCACCCUCACCGGCGCAGGCACAGGCACAGGCACAGGGACCAAGCACAUGGCCGUGGCGUGA
This is a messenger RNA of Diaporthe amygdali, 288 nucleotides long. RefSeq lists its product as uncharacterized. The transcript has 2 exons. Bases 1 to 288 code for a protein of 95 amino acids. NCBI's taxonomy places the organism in Eukaryota, Fungi, Ascomycota, Sordariomycetes, Diaporthales, Diaporthaceae. The record is from RefSeq and is a predicted model, not a curated record.